Messenger RNA from Mangifera indica (mango), 1268 nucleotides. Its product is annotated as protein XRI1-like. NCBI's taxonomy places the organism in Eukaryota, Viridiplantae, Streptophyta, Magnoliopsida, Sapindales, Anacardiaceae. The transcript has 9 exons. The coding region runs from base 82 to 1014 and encodes 310 amino acids. The record is from RefSeq and is a predicted model, not a curated record. Gene Ontology annotation, biological process: female meiotic nuclear division; male meiotic nuclear division.
AGUAACAUUCUCAGUUCUUGUUUUGUAGUAACAAAGACAAGGCUAGUGAUCAAACUUCGAAACCCUAGAAAUCUCUUGAGAAUGUCAACUACUGACGGUGCUUGCGGUGCCUCAAAUUUCAGAGAGAGUGCCGAGGCUUGGCAUUGGCAAGGAGAGGAAUAUUGUCUUCGACAAGAUGCAGAUUUUGCAAUGUCAGGUUGCCAAUGGAGUGAAGCGACUUUGAAUGCAGAAGAUGUUUCCUACAUGCUUGAUGAUGAAACAACCCCUGUUAAGGCAUGCGGGGAUUUGGCUUACCAUGCCAGUCAUUGUGGUGAUGUGAAUAAGGGACCAAUAGAAUUCAAGGAAACUUCUUCACAAGUAAAGAGGCGACGUAUGCUACAGUUUGACAAUCAAGUAGCAGACUCUUCCUUAUGCUGCAACGAGAUGCCUUCUGCAUUCCUAAAAUUAAAUGUGAGAGGAGAACCUGUUGAAGAAGUUUUACCUGAAGCAUCACAGUGGGUUUCUUGUAUUUCAGGAGAUGUGUCUGCCUCUUGUUAUGAGGACCUGGAUGAGUCAUUUGAUGGUUGGUUUGCCGAAUGCUUUAACAAUGCUGAGACAGAUAUUAGCUCUGAUGAUAUGAACAUCUCUGGGGCGUCGAGUGUACAAAUUCAUAUUUCAGAGUUUGGCAAUUCACCACCUGCUUGUAAUACUAAUUCAGUUCAGCAAUGUGUGACUCAAACUCCUCAAAAUGUUGUUUUUAAAGGCGGAAAAUCUUUCAUACGGACUCCAACUAAAUCAGCUUCUUCGGUUGCCUAUCCAUUUGCCUUCAUAAAACCGUGUGGAAUCCAUGGAGCAGUUACUCUGAAGGACAUAAACCAGCGGAUCCACACACCACCAUCAAACUCAAAGCAAAAUAUUGAAGGUCCCUCUGCCUACCCAACUUCAGCUUUUUCUGGGAAGCCAGUUGUCGGUAAAACAAAAAUUCACACUGAAGGAGGCAAAGGCAGCAUCACAAUUAUGAGAACCAGAGGCUGAGUAGAUAAGUUUUCUUCCAGAAUCCCAGCAUAGAAAUUAAGAUAGAAAAUUCUAUUUUUGAAGCAUCUCAAGGAUAUCAUAAAUCACAGUAGGGUGCUUAUGUUUCCCAGUUGUGUUGUAUCUAAGGUCUCUAGUAGCCUUUUAUCUGACCUGACGUUGCUUGUAGACUACAGUGUAACCAUGAUGUGCAUUAUUCGGUCAGCCUAUUUUCUUUAGCGACAGAAAAUCUCAUGAAUGCAUGUCUAAUUUCUCUU